CUGAGAGCACAUGUUAAAUAUAGAGCAGACUCUCACUGCUGACCGGGAACAAACAACUGACUUUAUUCACGAGUUUCUGUUUCUGUCCUCAGACGAAGCUUCACGCCUCCAACUGUGGCAAGAGAAGAAGAACAAGUGCAGAAGAAGAAGAAGAAGCUCAAGAGGAACGCUGGAGGAGGGAAGACUGAUUUGAGAAACUGUCAUGUUGUGACGGAUUGUCAGUGAACUCAUCAAAGAGGAACGGAGUCACUUUUUUUGGGAUUGAACAGCUGUGAGACCUUUUACCUGCUGAGACCAGGUAGAAGAUGCGAUCCCGGACCUGCACCAUGGAGGGUCCAGAUGAUGGACACAUCCAGCCCACCAAAGGCUUCAUCAAGCAGGAGGAGGAGAACAAACCGGAGCUCACCAAGAGGAAGAUGAAGGUCCAGGACGGGAGGACGGCGAAACCUCAGAGAGCUGCAGAGAGCAGGAAGGAUCUGACCAAGAGCGACCUGCUGCACCUGCUGGGAAUCAUGGAAGGAGAAGUUCAGGCCAGAGAGGACAUCAUCGGCCUGCUGAAGUUGGACAGAACCGGACCGGAGACUCUGGAGGCUCAGUACGCCUCGGCCGUCCCCACCAAACCCCUGCAGGCCCUGCAGAGAGACGGACUGUUCACCCUGAAGAACUGCAACAGCACCGACGACGUGUACGAGAAACCCAUGGCCGAGUUGGACCGUCUGGAGGACAAACAGAGGGAGACGUACAGACGGAUGCUGGAGCAGCUGCUGCUGGCGGAGAAAUGUCACCGGCGCACCGUCACGGAGCUCGACAACGAGAAACAAAAACACGCCGACUUCAUGAACAAGAGCGACGACUUCACCAACCUGCUGGAGCAGGAGAGGGAGAGACUCAAAAGGCUGCUGGAGCAGGAGAAGGCCUACCAGGCUCGUAAGGACAAGGACCACAGCAGGAGGCUGGAGAAGGUCAGAGCGGAGCUGGUUAAGCUCAAGUCCUUCGCCCUGAUGUUGGUGGACGAGCGGCAGCUGCAUAUCGAGCAGAUCGACCAGCAGAGCCAGAAGGUCCAGGACCUUGCUCAGAAGCUGCAGGACAAAGAGCAGCGCUUGGCGGCGGUCACCGACACCGCCAAGGAGGACGGCCAGAAGGUGCUCGCGCUGGAGGCCGAGCUGGAGCACAGAGCGGCCAGGUUUGCACAGGAACACGAGGAGAUGACAGCCAAAGUGGCCGACGAAGAGUCCCAAAGCCGACAGCUCAGGCUGAAGCUGGCCGGACUGGCGCACAAGAUCGAGGAGCUGGAGGAGAGCAACAAGUCGCUGCGCAAGUCCGAGGAAGACCUGCAGGAGCUGAGGGAGAAGAUCAGCAAAGGGGAGUGCGGGGAUUCGUCUCUCGUGACCGAGCUGGAGAAUCUGCGGAAGAGAGUGCUGGAGAUGGAGGGCAAGGAUGAGGAGAUAACCAAAACGGAGACUCAGUGCAGGGAGCUGAGGAAUAAGCUGCAGGGUGAGGAGAACCACAGCAAGGAGCUGAGGCUGGAGGUGGACAAGCUGCAGAAGAGGAUGGUUGAACUGGAGAAACUGGAGGGGGCUUUCAGUAGGAGCAAAACAGAGUGCUCUCAGCUUCACACGAACCUGGAGAAAGAGAAACACGUCGUGAAGGAUCUGGCCGGCGAGCUGGAGGCGGUGAUAGCUCGGAUGAAGGAACUAGAGUGCUCAGAGACGAAGUUUGAAAAGACAGAAAUGGUCCUCAAAGACGAUCUGAUGAAGUUGAAGUCUUUCACGGUUAUUAUGGUCGAUGAAAGGAAAAACAUGGCGGAGAGACUCAAACAGGAAGAACAGAAAAGUGAUGAUUUGAGUAGGAUGUUCAAAGCGGAGCAGGGCAAGGUCACAGAGGUCACGGAGAAGCUGAUUGAGGAGAGCAAAAAACUUCUCAAAUUCAAAUCCGAAAUGGAGGUCAGAGUCACGACCCUCGUUAAAGAGAAAGAUGAGUUAACUACUAAACUUGUGAGUGAAGAGGAAAAGUGUAGGGAGCUGAAUACCAAGCUAGGUGGUAUGAAAAUGAGAAUAGAUGGACUUGAGGAGACAGAGAGGGAAAUAAAAAGGAAGUGGUCCAUCAAGGACAAUAGCAGAAAUCCAGAUGAAGACAACAAAGCAAAAGAGCUCAAGCUAGAAAUUGAAAGACUCAAGAGCCGGCUCAAACAACUCGAGGUGGUGGAAGGAGAUUUAAUGAAAACAGAGGACGAGUAUGAUCUACUGGAGAAGAAAUUCAGAACAGAGAAGGACAAAGCAAACACCCUCUCGAAGCAGCUGGAAGAAAUGAAAAGUCACAUCGCCAGAAACAAAGCCAUAGAGAAGGGCGAGAUCACGAGUUCGGAGGCUGCGCUCAGGAUCCGCUGCAAGAUCGAGGAGGCCAAAACCAGAGAGCUGCAGGUGGACGUCCAGGCCCUGAAGGAGAAGAUCCACGAACUGAUGAACAAGGAGGACCAGCUCUCCCAGCUGCAGGCGGAUUAUUCCGUCCUCCAGCAGAGGUUCUUGCAGGAGGAAGAGAAGAAGAUGAGCAUGAGCCAUGACUUCGCCAACCUUACCAAGGAGCUGGAGGCCACCAAGCGGUACAGUCGCGCCUUGAGGCCCAGUAUGAACGGUAAGAUGAUGCUCAAUGUCCCGGUUACCUCCACCGCGGUGCAGACGGAUGUGAUGGCGAGCGAGGCGGCCGAGGAGGACGAGACGGCAGCGGGCUUCAUCCGGAAAUCCGUCCUCGAGGAAAACCACUUAAUGAGCAACCUCAGACAACGGGGUCUUAAAAAGCCGGCGGUUCUUGAACGAUACCCUCCAGCUUCGGCAGAACUCGGCGCAAAGAAAUCCUGGAUACCCUGGAUGAAGAAGAAGGAGGCCAUCACGCUCACUCAGACCGCCCCCGACAUGACCGGUAGGGCGUCCUUGUUCCAUCCGCCUGAGAUGACCAGGCCGGGCCAUCCGCUGCACAUCCGCGUGACCCCGGAUCACGAGAACAGCACCGCCACCUUGGAGAUCACCAGCCCUCGAGCCGAGGAUUUCUUCUCCAGCACCACCAUCAUCCCGACUCUCGGCCUGCAGAAACCUCGCAUCACAAUCGUCCCCAAGCCCACGACCGUGGCCUCAAGGAGCAAAACCUGCGAGCCGGCAGGAGGUCUCAAUCGAGCCAAAUCCCCCGUCACCAUAACCGCCAUCUCCAGGGCCAAGAGUCCGGAUAAAACCAACGGCUGCGGCCUCCGGUCGCCGGUGUCCAUCAUCACGGUCAGCACCACCCCCGUGGCCGAAGCGUGCGUGUCGCCCGAGCCUCACGACGUCGUCGCCGCCGCAAGCCGCACGGUGAUCAAGGUGAGCCCGGAGAAGCAGCCGACACCUUUCAGGAAGUACAACGGCAACAUCAUCACGACGGAAGAACACAAGAUCCACAUCCACCUAGGUCCACCUGGGUCCGGGUUCAAGAGGCCCUCCGAGGGCUGCGGCGGUCCCGUGUUGACGCUCAGAAGUUCGGAAAGCAGCAGGGAAACGGGAACGGUGCUCCGCUCGCCGCGCCAAUCCUCGACGGGGAAGACGACUCAGAGCAAAAUGACGAGCAGCAUCACGAUCACGCCCAUCGCCUCGGCAUCCUCCAGGCCAACGCAGUCAGUGCCCGGUUCGGACGUGCAGUCCACUCGGAGCGCCGCCACGAGGAUCCCGGUGUCAAAAGGUACGAAGCCGAGCAGCAAGGCGAUUCUGGGCGUGUCGACAGUGACGAGGUUAGAGUCGCGGGCCGAAUGCCAGUCGAUGAAAAUCGAGCUGAGGAGGUCGACGGUGGGCGGCUCGGCCUCCGCGGCAGGAGGCAAGAGCUGAGGGGGGGGGGGCUCGAUGUCGUGAUUGGGUUUAUGAGUCACAGGCUGCAUCAAAUGGGACUCUGUGUGUUAAGAUUUACAAACACAAGUUUUAUUUAAGUCACACCUUCAUUUUGAAACUAAACAUGUUUUCAGGAAAGAUUUUGUCAUUUGAAGGACGUUUUAAAAAAAUGUUUUUGUUAUAUUUAAUUCCCAAAUGAAGCAUCUCUGAGCAUUCUCUUCUGCAUUUUGAUUAACUCCAUGUUGCUGGUACUUUCUGGACGUCGCUCUAAACUUUAUUCUCAUCAUUUACAUUUUCUUUUCGUUGCAUGUGUUUUUAUUUCACAGCAGCUUUUGGAGGUUUCCAGUCACACUGUGGACUGUUUGUGAGAGUCUCAGUUUUCAUUGUUCUUUUUGACAGGCACUUAAAUAAAAAUAUAUAUUUAUCUCUGAAUCUGGCAUUGCUUUGUAGUAUUAAUGUGUGUGUGUGUGUGUGUGUGUGUGUGUGUGUGUGUGUGUGUGUGUGUGUGUGUGUUAAACAGCAGAAAAGCCUCCAUAAUAUUAACCCAUGCUGGUAAACAGAGCACAUGAUGUUUCCAUGGCCUGGUGUGAAAAUGAUAGUAGGCUCCACAGCAUUGAGUUUUUACAUAUAAAUAUAUAAAUCAGGAUUAACGUUGACUGGAUAGACUUUAGGUAAUUACCAGAAAUGCAAGGUUCUUUACUCAAGGCCAUUUUAAUCGUGACUAUCCCUCCCUCAUCUAAAGAAAAGUCUACAUUUGCACUCAUUCUUGGAGUGAUGACUCAGUAAAUUCUUAUUUAACUUACCCAAUAAAUGUAUUAUCAGAUACAGUUAGACUUGUGCUUCCAGAGGAUGUCAUUAUCUAAUAAACGAGUUGAAAUCAUAAGAAAAAGACGUUCCAAACAACUGCAGAACUUGCUUGAGAAUAAUUGCGUUUUUUAAUUUUUCUUCAUUAUCAAAGUAAUCCAGUGAUAGUCGUCUCUACAUCGACGAGUACACUGCAAAAAGAAGCUGAUAAAAGAUCAUUCGGCAAACUUUAAUGGUGCCAAUUUGCCAAAAUGUACAAAGACAGGCUAUAAAACGGAGCUCGUGUUGGAACCUGGAGACUCCACGAACCCUCCAAGUCUGACUUUAAACCCUCCUGAUCCACAACAAACAAAACCAACGUAGACAGAAGAAAUAAAAGCAUUUCAAUACAUUUAGACAGAUUAACACAUUUAAAGGUUCCAAACAAACUCCAAACAUCCAGAGAACGAGUGAGGAACUCUGCAUUUUGGUCAUUUUGGUGAACUGACCAUGAAAGAGUUGCUUCUGCAUUAUUUUUGACUUUUUGAUGCACUAAUUUCAACAGUGAUUGUUUCAAAGAAGAAGAGUAUGAACAUGAAGACGAUCUUGUUUCCAGGUUUACUUAUAGUUCUAAUUUCUGCAAAAUAGAUGUUUAAGAUACUGAUGAACUCUUCGUUGUCCUGCUGCAUUAUAACAUUUGUGUGGUUGCAAUGCACAUCACUGUAUUUGAUCUUCACAGCAGACUCACAGCGCCCUCUCAUGGACAACAACACAAACACUCAAUGACUGAAGAUUCUCCUCACAUGAGGAAGAAACCUGCUCACGUUGAGUUAACCUCACGACUCUAAACGUAUGAAUCAGAUUAGCUUCACACUCACGGUCGUCUCACUGCAUCGAAUCAAUAAACAAACCAUAUUCUGCAGGUUAUUGUUUCCUCUAAAUGGAGCUUU
This is a messenger RNA of Anarrhichthys ocellatus (wolf-eel), 5578 nucleotides long. RefSeq names its product filamin A interacting protein 1b (gene filip1b). NCBI's taxonomy places the organism in Eukaryota, Metazoa, Chordata, Actinopteri, Perciformes, Anarhichadidae. The transcript is spliced from 6 exons. The record is from RefSeq and is a predicted model, not a curated record. Bases 306 to 3845 code for a protein of 1179 amino acids.